AUGACGAUCAUUGCUCAGAUAUUGAUAUUGCUCUUGAUGUUCAGUGCGCUCAUCUUCACUACUUCAGUGAAUGAAGAAUUGCAAAAACUUGAAUGCACAGUUUGGGUUAGUUUCAUUUAGAUUUACCAUUGCUAAUUCUAAGCUGAACUGUACUAAAUUUUAGGAAUACGACUGUAAAACCGAGGUAAAAUCGGGAAAAAUGUGGUGUGAAUUCAUUUGCUCAACUUCAUCCAAUUUCUGGUAUUCGUACGCGGAAUAUGCUGGUUUCGGCAUUUUCUUCACUGUCAUCUCUGGAGUUUUGUGGUUUUGGAGACGUGGAUUUUUAAAUUGGAUUUGA
Messenger RNA from Caenorhabditis angaria, 337 nucleotides. The record is from the annotation of a GenBank genome assembly. NCBI's taxonomy places the organism in Eukaryota, Metazoa, Nematoda, Chromadorea, Rhabditida, Rhabditidae.